GCAGAAUGGUUAUCCACAAGCUGUACGUACCACCGAAGGUCGUGAAGGUCCCUUCGGCUGCCCCUUAUCAGCCCCCAGCCGGUGACCUUCCGGUGGUAGUGGACACUUCGGGACCAUCCAACGGGGACUUUCCCGUGGUGGUGGACACUUCCGGACCAUCCAACGGAGACUUUCCCGUGGUGGUGGACACUUCGGGACCAUCCAACGGUGACUUCCCUGUGGUAGUGGACACUUCGGGACCAUCCAACAGUGAUUUGCCUGUGGUAGUGGACACUUCAGGAUCAUCGAACCGUGAUUUUCCUGUGGUAGUGGACACUUCAGGACCGCCGAACGGUACCCUACCGGUGGUGGCGAAUAACGUAGUGCUCGAUCUGAAACCGGGCACGAUCGUCGGUCGCCAGAAGGUGCUACCGAAUGGGGGAGAGUACUACUCCUACCAGGGUAUCCCGUACGCUCACCCACCGGUUGGAGAGCUGCGGUUCAGACCACCUGUCCCGCUAGAGCGCUUCGUUGAGCAGCCGCUACAGUGCGGCCAAGAACGGGACGUAUGUCUGGCCGUGACGGAACUGCCACCGGGGCGCAAAGGCACGGAGGAUUGCCUCUACCUGAACGUCUACACGACGUGUGGCCCGAGUGAUCGUGUUGGUCUGCUGAAACCGGUGAUGGUCUGGAUUCAUGGAGGAGGCUACCUCAUGGGUAGUGGAAAUACCGACCUGUACGGACCGGACUAUCUGCUUCAGCAUGACGUCAUCCUGGUAACGUUCAACUAUCGUCUCGGUCCGCUCGGAUUUUUGGCGCUACCUUCGAUGGGGAUCUACGGCAACCAGGGUCUGAAGGAUCAGCAGCUGGCCCUUCGCUGGGUGCACGAACACAUCGCGGAGUUUGGGGGCGAUCGAUCGAACGUGACCCUGUUCGGUGAGAGUGCCGGCAGCUCUUCCGUGAACUGGCACUACCUUUCGCCCGUAUCGCGCCAGUACUUCCACAAGGCCAUUUGCCAGUCGGGCGCGGCCAUUAGCCCGUGGCUUCUCCAGACCCAUCCGGAUCGUAAGACUCGCCAGCUGGCAUCUGUGUUGGGCUACACGGGAGCCGACGAUGCCGGUGUGCUGGCAACGUUACUAAACGCACCCGUCGAGGACUUGGUAGCUAACUCCACCAAAGCUUUCGAAGAAACCGACAAUACGUUGUUCCUGGUGUCCCCAUUCAUCCCUGCGGUCGAGGACCCGAGCUCGGACGACCCGAUCAUUACGGCUCGCGCGGAGGACCUGUUGAAGCAGGCCAACACGAUCGACAUCCCGCUGAUGCACGGUGUAACCAUGGUCGAGGGGCUCGUGUUCUACGGUACGCUGCUUGAGAAGUUGGUCUUUCUGGCGACCAACUUGGCGCAAGUUCUGCCUCUCGAUCUGGCCGUGCCCGGUGACGCACUGCCAGGCGUGUUGGAGGAAGUACGUCAGUACUACUUCCACGAUCAACCGAUCGGCCACGAUACGUACCUGCAGCUGAUGGACCUCAUGUCGGACGUUGGAUUUAACUUCGCCGCCUCCGCCGUUGCCGAGCUGCAGUCCCGUUAUCAGCAGGGGGCUCCGCAGUACUUCUAUCGCUUCGCCUUCGACAGUGAGCUGAAUGAGGCGCGCAAGUUGUUCGCGAUCCCGGAUGGUGUGCCCGGAGCUUGCCACGCCGACGAGCUGUCGUAUCUGUUCAGUGGUUCUACCUACACGGCCCAGGUUGAGCCUGACUCGGCGGAGGCACGUGGACGCGAGAUGAUGUGUCGCCUGUGGACCAACUUUGCCAAGUUUGCGAACCCCACCCCGGACGAUCAGGUGGGGAGCUUUGGCUUCCGGUGGGAACCGGUUCCACCAUCGGCACCGGGCGAGGCGUUCGUGUUGCCCGCGCUGGAACUCUGCGAUCACGCUCAGAUGAUCGAGAACCCGUUCCAUGAUAGGAUACAAUUCUGGCGAUCGCUGUACGAUCGCUACAACCCGUCACUGUUGGGCUGAGGGAGAGCUAUCGGAUCGCCACGGAUCGAGCACGGUCCACCCUCGGGGGCGGGUGGGCCGUUCGAAGACAUUCCUGCGCGCUAUCGAUAAAUGCACGGUUUCUUAGUAUCUACAGAUUACACUGCUAUAGCCAACGAUUGCACACGUGAUAUCCAGGCCAGGCGACGGGGUGCCUUAUCGCAAACCACCAGCGACCAUCUUAUCAUCGGCCUAAGUCGGUUCAUUAACACGCUCGUCGCCUUGCGCAACGAAGAACGCGGCGCGCCGAUUCACUUCGCCGUCGAGUCACCGCGGCGUUUGUGCAAAUCACGGCUUGAUGCAAUCGGGUUUUAUCACCUCGGCCAGGCAGCGCCUGCGCCGGCGGUGAGUGUGUUCGGGCAAGGGCAAAACAUAAGAACUAGGAAAAAUAAAAACCAACCAAGAAAAAGGAG
Messenger RNA from Anopheles bellator, 2425 nucleotides. Its product is annotated as esterase B1-like. The record is from RefSeq and is a predicted model, not a curated record. NCBI's taxonomy places the organism in Eukaryota, Metazoa, Arthropoda, Insecta, Diptera, Culicidae. Bases 6 to 1994 code for a protein of 662 amino acids. The transcript is spliced from 4 exons.